AAGCCAAGGACCCGCUGUUGGCCCCGCCCCGCCCCGCCUCUCUCCGAGCGAGCCCUCUGCCCCCUCCCCUCCGCUCCCACACGCAGCAGCAGCAAUGGCGAACCACGACUACGACGAUCGGGACCGGGCCUACAGCAGCUUCGGCGGCAACAGAGGGCCCCGCGGUAGCGGCCCCCCUGGCGGGCGGCGCGGCAAGGAGCUUCCAUCGGAGCCGCCCUUCACCGCCUACGUGGGCAACCUGCCCCCCAAUACGGUCCAGGGCGACCUGGACGACAUCUUCAAGGGCCUCAGCAUACGCAGCGUCAGACUGGUGCGCGACAAAGAAACAGACAAGUUCAAAGGUUUCUGUUACGUGGAGUUUGACGAUCUGGAGUCCCUGAAGGAGGCCUUGGCCUACGACGGCGCCGAUUUAGGCUCCAGGUCGCUUCGGGUGGACAUCGCCGAGGGACGCAAACAGACGCGAGGGGGGACGGGCUUCGGCUUCAAAGACGACGGUCGAGGCCGAGGAGGUCCCCGAGGAGGCGGUCCCCGAGGAGGACGCGACGACUUUGCAGACGGAGGCUUCAGGGACGACGACUUCUCGGGAGGCCGGAGUCGGGGCGGCGGCCGUAUCGGUGACCGCCGAGGUGGCGGCGGCGGCGGGAUGGGCCGCUUCAGAGACGGACCGCCUCGUGGAGGAACCGCCGACUUUAGGGAACCUUCUGACGAGGAGCGCGCUCAGCGGCCGCGUCUUCAACUGAAGCCCCGCACCGUGUCGGAGCCUCUCAACCAAGUGGCCAACCCCAAUUCCGCCAUCUUUGGGGGCGCCAAACCACGAGAGGAGGUGAUUUCCCGGGAAAAAGCCCAAGACUGAGACUGGGGCGGGCGGGUUCGGUGGGCGGGGACGGACGGAGACGCUAACCGCGCCGUUAGCUUGACGCACUGACAGACGCCGAGUGGACGCCGCCGCCUUCUUGGUCCUCCUCUUCCUUCUUUCCUUGCAUCUUCUUCAUCCACCUUAUUCACAAUAGGAAGAGCGCCGCUCCCAAUUGCGCCGUCGGAACACUUUUCAGGCGCCCCAGAAGCGGGAUAUAAAUAUGUCGGAGACGUCUUUGUUCGGUCGGGAACGUUACUGAUGAAGAGUUGUCCCGAAUGAGCUGUCAAAACAAAACAACAAAAGCACGCCGGCCCGGCGCCAUCCCUUUUAAAUGAACAAGGACAAGGCAGAGUUUGCGUGGCCGUUAACACCUCGUAAAGUGGAUAUUUCAGAAUUGGCCAGCUUCGGUUCCGGCGCGACGUGGCUCGACAUCACAAAUCCGUUAACGCUUGGGCGUCCGAUGCGAUUUAGCCUCCCGCCAAGGAAGCUCAUCCGCAGGCGGGUCGGGCGGGCCACGCCCCCUUCCCCGAGGAGCCCCGCCCUCUGUAUUGGUUUUAAUACAAAUUCUUAUUGAUUCGGUCAAGGUCGUGAAAGACUAGAGAAGAAACGCGUGAACUCGUCGGCUCAUCCUCCGCCGUCUCAUUCAAGAUGGACACCUUCGUAACUAGAAUCGAUCGAAUUUUGAACUCGUCAUUGAAUCGUCGGAGCCUACAAAACAUGCGAUUAUUUUAUCUAGCGAGUUUUUCAUCAACUCUAAAAGGCGAGAAAAGUGAGCAAUUCUUGCCAGGGAAACUUCAACGCUAUGAUGUUAAUAACUUAAAAAAAAAUUUAAUUGUAAAACACGGCUUAAACAACAAUUGUGGAGGCCAAAGGUCAUCACGUGUUGGGCCUAAUGCGCAUCGCGAUUGCGGAAUCCGAAGCUCGCGCAUACACCGCUGGCCAAAAGUAUUGGCACCCCUGCAAUUCUGGUAUAUAAAGCUCAAGUUCUCCCAGAAAAUGAUUGCAAAUACAAAUGUUUUGGGAGUAAUAUCGUCAUCUAUUUUGCUUGCAAUGAAAAAAACACAAAAGAGAAUGAAUUAAAAAAAAAAAAAAAAAUCAUCAUUUUACACAAAACUCCAAAAAUUGGCCGGACAAAAGUAUCGGCACCCUUUGAAAAAUCGGGAUGCUUCCCUAAUUUGUGUAAUUAACAGCACCUGUUAUUUACUUGUGGUACAGAACAUAACAGGUGGUGGCAGUAACUAAAUCACACGUGCAGCCAGUUAAAAUGGAUUCAAGUAGACUCAGCCUCUGUUCUGUGUCCUUGUGUGUACCACGUUGAGCAUGGAGAAAAGAAAAGACCAAAGAACUGUCUGAGAACUUGUGAGGAAGCAUGGGCAAUCUCAAGGCUACAAGUCCAUCUCCCAAGACCUGAAUGUUCCUAUGUCUACCGUGUACAGCAGGGGUGGGCGAACCGGUCCUCGAGGGCCGCAGUGGGUCCUGGUCUUUGUUCCAACUGACCCAGCACAGGUAGUUUAACCAAUGUGGUUUCAGCAGAAAUGAGAAGCACCUGACUGCAAUCGACUGAUUGCACUUGUAAAACAGCAGAUUGGUGAAAAGGUGUCCUCUUAAUGGGUUGCAACAAAAACCCGCACCCACUGCGGCCCUUUGUGGAAUUAAUUGCCCACCCCUGGUGUACAGUGUCAUCAAUAAGUGUAAAGUCCACGGCACUGUGGCUACCCUCCCUAGGUGUGGGCGGAAAAGAAAAAUUGACCAGAGAUUUUAACGGAUGGUGGAUGAAGAACCGCGACUAACAUCCAAACAAGUUCAAGCUGUCCCGCAGUCCGAGGGUACGACAGUGUCAACCGUACUAUCUGUUGGCGUCUGAAUGAAAAGGGACUCUAUGGGAGGAUACCCAGGAAGACCCUACUUCUAACCCAGAGACCUAAAAAAGCCAGGCUGGAGUUUACCAAAACUUACCUGAGAAAGCUAAAAACAUUUUAGAAGAAUGUUCUCUGGUCAGAUGAGACAAAAGUAGAGCUUUUUGGGAAAAGGCAUCAACAUGGAGUUUACAGGGGAAAAACAAGGCCUUCAAAGAAAAGAACAUGGUCCCCACAGUCAAACGCGGCGGUGGUUCCCUCAUGUUUUGGGGUUGCUUUGCUUUCUCUGGCACUGGACUGCUUGACCGUGUGUAUGGCAUGAAGAAGUCUGAAGUCUUUUGCGGCAUAAUGUAGGGCCCAGUGUGAGAAAGCUGGGUCUUCCUCAGAGGUCUUCCAGCAGGACAAUGACCCAAAACACACUAGAAAAGGGUUUGAGAGAAAGGAUUGGCGACUUCUAAAGUGGCCAGACCUGAAUCCCAUAGAACACCUGUGGAGAGAUCUGAAAAUGUCAGGGACCUGGAGCAGUUGGCCAAAGGAGAAUGGUCUAAAAUUCUAGCAGAGCAUUGUAGGAAACUCAUUGAUGGAUACCGGAAGCGGUUGUUCACACUUCACAGUCAUUCUCUUUUGUGUUUUUUCAUUGCAAGCAAAAUCAAUGAAGAUAUUACUACCAAAGCAUUUGUAAUUGCAAUCAUUUUCUGGGAGAAAUUGAGCAUUAUUUGACAGAAUUGCAGGGGUGCCAAUACUUUUGGCCAGCAGUGUAAGUACCUUGUCUAUUAGUCUGGUGUCACGCAAAAUACUUCGUCUUCUACUUCCCGUAUAUUUGGUCACGACGUCUUCAAAUGCUGUGGUCAAGAAGAUCCUUACCACCAUCAAGUCAUAACUACUGUAAUAUUCAGACUAUAAGGCGCUACGGUUUCCCCUCAUUUUGAAUCCUGCCGCUUAUCGUCCUUUGAUGGAUAAUGCAGUUAUUGCAAUUUUGUUUUAUCACAAUAGAUUGGUUUAUUUACAUUUCAGAAACCAGAAGCCAUUCAUUUACGAAUGUGAUUGCAUUUUAGUUUACAUACAGUAUUUAAAUGUUCAGAUAUUAAGAUUGGAUUGAGGCAAAAUAACAUGCUUUUUAUCUCAAAUAUAUUGUUAUAAUCAUUUGUUUCAGAUUUACUGUAAUUAUUUUCUAUAUAAAAAUUGGUGUUCAAAAAGUAUUUUUUUUCAAACUUGAGUCUUGAAAAAGAGGGGGUCGUCUUAUAAUGAGGGCCGUCUUAUAUUAGGGCCAAUACGGUAAUUAUGACACUAUCAUGGGCAUUAAUGAUUACUUAUGGCAGAUGUCAUUAAGGCUAGGUUCAUACCGCAUAGGGUGACCAUAUUUUGAUUUCCAAAAAAGAGGACACUCAUAAUAUAUUAUAUUAAUAUAAUAUAUUUAAAGUGUGCCCCCUUACUCUGGAUGGAAAAAUGAAAAUAAAUAAAUAAAUAGUGACUUAAAAAAAUAAAAAAAUACAUACAUAUAUAUAUAUAUAUACAUACAUAUAUAUAUAUAUAUAUAUAUAAAACAUAAUGCAAACCCAUAGAAAUGUAGUCCAGUCAAUACACAUACACACAGUAGGCUAUGUGCCAACUAAACAUUUUAUAAAUUACUAUCACGACAAUUGUCCUUGACAAAUUGUUAUUCCCAUUCAAUUGAUAUUCUCAUUCAAUGUUCUGGAUUGCACACAAACAAAAACCAAAAUAAACUGACAAACUAUUCAACCAGCAUGUUUCCAAACGUAGCAGUUACAAACUACGUUUCCCAUAAUGCCUAGCGCAGUUGAGCUUACUGAUAGCUAGCUGAGGCAAAAAUCAAACUUUGCUAUAAAAGUUUACAAUCAUCGGCAGCGCAACGAUGCGACACCAAACGGGAUUUUACAGUCAAAGCUCCGACAGAAGUCAACAGUUGCCAUUAUAUACGUAUUUAUUGUAAAAAACUUAACUACUGGGCAGGCGUUGUGGCCAAAUCGUCAACCCAGCAGAUGGCGGUAAUGCCUCAUGAUAGGGGUGAACUGCCAACAAAAGAAGAACUACUCCUUCCCUCCCUACUACUAGGAGCCAUGUCAUCGCAGGCAGGUGCUGCCACCCAGUGGCCGGAGGGAUUCUCUUCAAAUUGGUCUCGUGAAAAAUCAUAAAAACCGGACAUUUUUAUGUAUUUAUAAAACCCGCCUGGACGACGAGGAUACGACGUGAAAGUAGGACUUGUCCGGCCAAAAGAGGACGUUUGGUCACCCUAAUACCGCAGGUGUUAAUGCACGAAUCCGAUUUUUUGUCAUGUCUGUUUUUUUGCCGUGCCCGUUCAGACUGCCUUUGUCCAUUGAGACCGUUCAAGUGUUACGCGUGCGCACUAAUUCAGAGUUCGACACGUGUUGAGGAAACAGACCAGCAUGCGCAGAAGCAUCAAAACAAAUGAUUACAAAUGCUGGCUGUCAUUCCAGGGUGAUCAUAUUUUGAUUUCCCAAAAGAGGACACAAAUAAGACUUUGAUAAUCCCCGUUUAGUCUUAUAUUCAAAGUGUAUGUGGAUUGAUAGAACGCAUGCACGCGCGUGCAAGGCGCACACAUAAUCCCUAUGUGUGUGUGCGUCAGUUUGCCUCGACUCGGCCAUGUAGGCAAUACUGAAAUAUUGCUUAUUUGGCGCACAUAGAGAAAACCGAGCAUAAUCAGGUUUAUCCUUUCAUUUUUUAUGACUUUGGUCAAGCCUGCCUCCUGUGUAGAAGCAGAGUUUAAGCGAGGUGCUACCGCUAAUGCACAGCUAUCGCUGCCUUCCUACCUGCCGCUCUUGCUCUAUGCUGUCAUGAUUGCUGCAUGAAUUCCGAUUUGGGAGACUUGACAGUUCAGACCGCCGCGACAUUUUGGAAAAAUGUGACCCAGAUCGGAUUUAAACCACAUACAAAAGUGACCCAGAUUGGAUUUGAAAUGGUCCACUUCUAUGCGACUUGUCCUGUUCAGACUUGAUGUCUCAAGUUGGAAAAACACGAAAAAAUUGGAUUCGUGCAUUAAGACCUGCAGUGUGAACCUAGCCUAUGUGUCAUCCGGCAAGUUAUGGUAAUGGUAAAUGGUGUUAUACUUACUGUAUAUAGCGCUUUUCCACCUUUCAAGGCGCUCAAAGAUGUCACCAACUCGGGGGUCGGCAACCCGUGUUUGGAGAAGUUGUUUUGAUGCUUCUGCGCAGACUUCAAAAACAAAACAGAGAUAAGAAAAUCAAAGACAUGACCGGAUAAGGGGCUUGUAAUACACGUUCCAUUUUGUUUUUCGAAACCUCAAUAUAAGGGCUGUCAAACGAUUUAAAAUUUUUAAUGGAGUUAAUUACAGCUUAAAAAUUAAUUAAUCGUAGUUAAUCGCAAUUCAAACCAUCUCUAAAAUAUGCCGUAUUUUUCUGUAAAUUAUUGUUGGAAUGAAAAGAUAAGACACAAGACGGACAUAUACAUUCAACAUACGGUACAUAAGUACUGUAUUUGUUUAUUAUAACAAUAAAUCAACAAGAUGGCAUUAACAUUAUUAACAUUCUCUUAAAGCGAUCCAUGGAUAGAAAAACUUGUUGUUCUUAAAAGAUAAAUGUUAGUACAAGUUAUAGAAAUGUUAUAUUAAAACCCCUCUUAUUGUUUUCAUUUUAUUAAAAUUUGUAAAAAUUUUCAAUCAAAAAAUAAACUAGUAGCUCUCCAUUGUUGAUGUCAUUACACCAUGCUCACUCCCCAAACCCAUAAAAUCAUUUGGACCCAAGCGCCAGCAGAGGGCGACAAACAACAAAAAACAAGUAACAAGCGGACAUUAAACUGCUGUCAUUUUAAUCUGAGCGGGGCGUGUGUGUUAAUUGCGUUAAAUAUUUUAAUGUGAUUAAUUUAAAAAAUUAAUUACCGCCCGUUAACGCGAUAAUUUUGACGGCCCUACUCAAUAUAUAUAAACAUAAUAAAAAUAAAAACGAUGUCAAAAAUGGGAUUUCUUUAUUGCAUUUCUAUAAUUUCGUAAAAGCAAUGAAACAAUUCAUUAAUAUUGUAAUGAAGUUAAACUUGAGGUAACAUCAUACAACAGAGUCAAGUGGUGCAUUGGAUGGACUGCAGGGAAAAUAAACAUGAAAUCAUGAAAGGCUCAUGAUGUAUUUUUGGCCGACUUGGUCAUUUUGAUUAGUGCUGCAACGAUUAAUCGAUUAACUUGAGUAUUCCAUUAGAGUAAAAGUAUUUGAAUUAAAUUUUGCUGCUUUGAGUAUUCGUUUGAUUAAAGUAGCGUUGUAAUGGUUUCUUUUGAAAGUGUUUGCAUUUAGCUUUAUUGAUUUGGGUGGAUACACUGCUCUCUAGUCUGCCUCAUUUCACAUGGCUGAGUCCAGCUGCUCCCUGUUAAGACCAACGUAAGCUAAGUUUUUGUUUGCGCUCGUUUUUGUUUUUUUUUAAUACGUUCGUAUUUUAGUUCAGGAAUCUUUUUUUCUAAUCGAAUACUCGAGUUAAUCGAUAAAUCGUUGCAGCACUAUAGUCUUAUGGCGCCACUUUCAAAUGUGUUACCAAAAUACCAUAACGAGCAAUUCAUGAAACAACUGGAACAGGAACUGAAGAAAUAAUUAGCACAGAACAUACAUUUUGAUCGCUAUUUACAUCAAUAGCGCUGCAAUGCAUACUAAGAGGCAUGUUGGACAACAACAGUGUUGGCAGCAGAGGUUAACUGUCUCCCCUAAGGGAGCAGUGGUGGCCAGAUGGAGCUUCCAGAAGCAAUGAAGCUUUGCAGCCAAUUGGUUCACAGAUUCAUGGUGGUUCAUUUGGCCUUAUGACAGUCUUAUGAUGCCUCUGUCAAAGUGUUAUCGGUUAAUAUCUUUUGGUUUAAAUAUCCCAUAAUACAGUGAAGACGGCUGUCUUAUAGUCUGGCGCGGCUUAUCUAUGAACAAAUUCAGUUUUGGGUGGCGGCUUAUAGUCAGGCGCGCCUCAUUGUCCGAAAAUGACGGUAGCUGCUUUUUGAUCAAUGUCAAAGCAUCUGCUAUUUACUCAGUGGCUAACUCGCUUCAAAGGGAUUGGACGGCUACCAGUGAUAAACUAAAGGGUGCAGAGGAAAAAACUUUUAACGUUGACCGCAAUAGACGUCCAAUCCUUUUGAAGUGACUCCCUCAAACUUCAAAUCGAUUGGACGGUUCACAGCACAAGGAUGAUUGGACGUUUAAAAUGGUUUGGGCGGAUGGCCGUCAAGUAUUGAGCGAGGACGGUCCGCGCCGCGCCAAUGUUUGUUUUUUUUCUUGCCGAGGUUGUUGUUGAUGUGCCCGUGUCUUCCA
This is a messenger RNA of Corythoichthys intestinalis (scribbled pipefish), 7979 nucleotides long. It is a transcript of the gene eif4h, whose product is annotated as eukaryotic translation initiation factor 4h. The record is from RefSeq and is a predicted model, not a curated record. Lineage: Eukaryota; Metazoa; Chordata; Actinopteri; Syngnathiformes; Syngnathidae. Gene Ontology annotation, molecular function: RNA binding. The coding region runs from base 95 to 853 and encodes 252 amino acids. The transcript is spliced from 7 exons.